This is a messenger RNA of Lotus japonicus, 4385 nucleotides long. RefSeq names its product protein SPA1-RELATED 2. Gene Ontology annotation, molecular function: protein binding. The record is from RefSeq and is a predicted model, not a curated record. Bases 371 to 3598 code for a protein of 1075 amino acids. Lineage: Eukaryota; Viridiplantae; Streptophyta; Magnoliopsida; Fabales; Fabaceae. The transcript is spliced from 8 exons. Gene Ontology annotation, biological process: photomorphogenesis.
AAUGAAAGCCCGGCCUAUUCUUGCACCGUUAUCUUACCACCGGCUUGAUUUGAUGCUGUGUCUGUCUGUUUGUCUGUCUCUGUGUGUUCGCGUGUUCCUGUCUCAGCCUUUCCUCUUUCUUCUUCUUCCUUCUCCAUUCGAACACCGACUUGCUGCAACAAACACACAACACAAGAGAAGAAUCGCUUUCCCUUUCUCAUCUGCAACACACGCUCACUCUUCUGCUUCACUCUCACUUUUCUUCAAUUCAACCACAUACACAACACAGCUACCUCUUCGAUGCGCCGCUUCUCAGAUUGAUCAACUUGUAUGAACAAUUUCAGUUUACUUGUUGAAAGAUAUGUGAUUCAAUUAAGUUAGAAUCAGCAGCAUGGAUGGAGAAUUGGUUGGUGAGGCAACCCAAUUAGAGGUUGCUGAAGAGUCGCGGUGCCAAGUCAAAGAGGAUCAUGAGUAUUUACCCAACACGGAAAGCCGGAAAAUCUUGAAAUCUCAAGAAGUUCUUAUACCUGUUAAGCAGGAUUACUCCCAGAUGGCGCCACGGGAAUAUGGUGACAUUCUAGGAAGUCAGAAUGUAGCUGAAGCUGUCAGCCUUAUAGCUACGUCACAAUAUCCUCAUACGAGCGUUUUCAGGGAUGAUGCUGGUGUCAUGGUUGAAGAGCUAACAGUGAAAAGUUACAAUGGUUUUAGCUUAGAUAUUGGUACGUCGAGCAACCGAGAGCAUAUGUAUAAUCGGCAGAAUCUUUAUCAGCUAGCAAAUAAUUCAGGAGUCGGGAAUUCAGUGAGUGAUAUUGGGCUGAGAAACAGUGGCCAGGCUGCAUCUAGUGUUUGGGAGGAUAUUGGAUCCACGUCUUUCCCGGAGCUAAUGGCUAGAAAGUCACUCAGCGAUGGUCAGAGUAACGUCAUGGAACACUUGGCAGCUGCUGAAAGUAAAGAGGGUGGCGGUGAUGUUCAUGGAGGAGUACGGACAAAAGUUAUAUCCAAAUCAGGAUUUACUGAGUUUUUUAUUAAAAAUACAUUGAAGGGUAAGGGUACUCUACGUAAAGGUCCACCUUUGGAUGGCUUAUAUGUUCAGUCAAGAGAGCAAAAUCAGAUCAAGAUUGGCGUUGAUGCUGAUCACAAUCGGAUGAAGACUGGCUUUGGUACUAAUCAGAAUCAGAUGAAGACUGGUAUUGUUACUCGGCCAAACUAUGUAUCGGUGAAGCAUACGUCUGAAACUGCAAAGUUUCCUUCUCAUAGUGAUGCUAUGCCUAGAUCUGGCAGGUCUGAUUCUGAUGGUAUGACCUUGAGAGAAUGGUUGAAAUUUAGGCACCAUAAAGUAAGCAAAGUGGAAGGUUUAAAUAUACUUAGGAAGAUUGUGGACUUAGUGGAUGACUAUCACUCUCAGGGAGUUGCAUUGCUUAACCUAUGUCCAUCUUUUAUUAAACUGCUACCAUCAAGUCAGGUCAUGUACCUUGGGUUACCGAUUAAAAAACAGACGGUAGACAGUGCUGUAAAUUCUGAAGCUCUUCACUUAGAUAAUUCUUUUAUUAGAAAAAGGAUGUCAGAGCAAGUGACAUUUCCCUAUUCUGAUAUGGAAUUGAAGAAGCAAAAAUUUAACGAGAAUGUGAGAGCUACUGGGAGCGAUUUGUGUUUUGAAACUGCUAAUGAUAGUAAAGUUCAUAUUCCUCCAAUUGGAUCAAAAGAUUAUCAAAAUGAAUAUGAGGGUCGUAUUCAAUUUUCUAGAUAUAAUAUAGGGAGAAUGUCUAGCACCCCUCAUAUAUCUAAUGCAGGUCAACUGUCAUCAACUUUGAUAUGUGAAACAUUAGAAGAUAAGUGGUAUGCAAGUCCUGAGGGAGGUUGCACAAUGUCAUCAAAUAUCUACUGCCUUGGUGUCCUACUUUUUGAGUUACUGGGCCAUUUUGACACUGAAAGAGCACAUAUUGCAGCAAUGUCUGAUCUUCAUCAUAGGAUUCUUCCCCCAGCUUUCCUAUCAGAAAAUCCCAAGGAAGCUGGCUUUUGUCUUUGGCUGCUGCAUCCUGAACCAUCAUCACGUCCAACAACAAGGGAAAUCCUCCAAUCUGAAGUGCUCAAUGGAUCCCAGGAGCUGUAUAGUGAGAAAUUGUCAUCAGAUAUUGACCAAGAAGAUGCAGAAUCAGAAUUGUUAUUGCAUUUCCUCAUCUCAUUAAAAGAUCAGAAGCAGAAUGAUGCCUCCAAAUUGGUAGAAGAGAUCAAGUGCCUGGAAUCAGAUAUAAAAGAAGUGGACAAGAGGCAUGACUUAAAAAAGUCCUUGGUUUCAUCUGGAUCCCAGAAUAAUUAUGCAUGUCAGAAAGAGAUUGUGCCUAUUAAAAAGGAGGCUUCAAGUGCAGAAGUUCUACCCUCAAUACCCUCAAUCUCUAAUGCAAAUGAACUGAGAUUGUUGAGAAAUAUAGGCCAUCUUGAAAGUGCUUAUUUUUCCAUGAGAUCCAAAGUUCAGACUUCUGAAACAGAUGGUGCAGCUCACCCAGAUGUAGAUAUACUAAGAAAUCGUGAGAAUUGGUAUAUGGCCCAAAAAGACGAGGCACAACCUGAAAGGAAAGAUCCUUUAGGAACCUUCUUUGAUGGUUUGUGCAAAUAUGCAUGUUAUAGCAAGUUUGAAGUGCGGGGUGUACUAAGAAAUGCAGAUUUCAACAAUCCUGCAAAUGUGAUUUGCUCUCUAAGCUUCGAUCGGGAUGAAGAGUACUUUGCUUCUGCUGGAAUAUCUAAGAAAAUUAAAAUUUUUGAGUUUGAUGCACUUUGCAAUGACUCCGUUGAUAUCCAUUAUCCUGCGGUUGAGAUGUCAAACAAAUCAAAGCUCAGCUGUGUUUGCUGGAAUAACUAUAUUAAGAACUAUCUGGCCUCUACAGACUAUGAUGGUGUAGUGAAGUUAUGGGAUGCUAGUACAGGUCAAGAGUUUUCUCAAUUUACCGAACAUGAAAAGAGGGCUUGGUCCGUGGACUUCUCUGCAGUGUGCCCUACAAAAUUUGCCAGCGGAAGUGAUGAUUGUACUGUCAAACUGUGGAGCAUCAGUGAGAGAAAUUGUUUAGGAACAAUCAGGAAUGUUGCUAAUGUAUGCUGUGUUCAAUUCUCUGCUCAUUCCUCUCAUUUGCUGGCUUUUGGAUCUGCGGACUACUCAACUUAUUGUUAUGAUCUUCGCAAUCUUAGAAGUCCCUGGUGUGUAUUGACUGGCCAUCGCAAAGCUGUCAGCUAUGUCAAAUUCUUAGACUCUGAAACACUUGUUUCUGCUUCUACUGAUAAUACAUUGAAGAUCUGGGAUCUCAAUAAAACCUCAUCUGUGGGUGCAUCCACUAGUGCUUGCAGCCUAACCCUGUCAGGACAUACUAAUGAGAAGAACUUUGUGGGCUUAUCAGUAUCUGAUGGAUAUAUUGCAUGUGGUUCAGAAACAAAUGAGGUUUACUCAUACUAUAGAUCGCUUCCUAUGCCUGUCACUUCGUACAAAUUUGGGUCCAUUGAUCCCAUCUCUGGUAAAGAGAUUGAUGAUGACCAUGGGCAAUUUGUUUCAAGUGUUUGCUGGAGAGGGAAAUCUGACAUGCUUAUUGCGGCCAAUUCAAGUGGAUGUAUUAAAGUAUUACAGAUGGUUUAAAGGGAAGUUUGUCCUUGAUGGCUUUCAAAAUUUUGUGAAUUCCUGCAGUGUUGUCCUUGCUACUCAGGCCAAUGCCAUAAACUUGUUGCAGAGUGUAAAAGGUUCUUUUGACAUCUUGAGCUCUAGCUCUCAAUUUCAUGCCGAAGGUUUGAAUUCCGGCCCCUAUAGGAUGGAGGAAUAGAUUUUCUAUCUAAAUCCAUAUCUUUUCUGAGGUUGGAUUCAUCAUAUGAUGAGCAAGCUUGGACUUGCAGACCAGAAUUUCACAUUGUCACAUUUAACACAGGUUUGUUACAGAUUAAUAUUUUUCAGAUCAACCUGAGAAGCUGAUUGAAUAUGAAAAAAGAUUGAGACUUCGGGAUUGGAAUGCUAUGUGCUAAGUUGCAUCUAAACUCUAGAAUGCACCCUGUAUCUCUACAAAGUGCCUUUGUAAAUUGUAUUGCAGUCCUUUUCUGGGUUUUUUUAUUCAGAAAGGACUAGCACGUGUAGGUUUGUAGGAAGAAAAAUGAUUGUUCGUCAAAAGAUAAAACCGCUUCACCACCAUGCAAAUGAUUUCAGUUGUAAGUGUAACACACCCUCCCCCACCUUUUCUUUUCCUGUGUCUCCCGUGGAGUAGUUGUAAAUGUAGAUGAUAGUAGCAUACCUUGAUGAUAUUGAGUUUAGGUUACUAUAUAAAUAGAGCAUGUAAAUGCAGUGUUUCUUGUGCACUGCUUUUCUUCUAUUCAAUUUAUCAUUACUUUAAUUUUUACAUUAUUAAUUAUGUAUAAAUCAGAAAGUGUCAUUGGUGUUA